Messenger RNA from Ipomoea triloba (trilobed morning glory), 2939 nucleotides. RefSeq names its product exonuclease 1. NCBI's taxonomy places the organism in Eukaryota, Viridiplantae, Streptophyta, Magnoliopsida, Solanales, Convolvulaceae. The coding region runs from base 130 to 2487 and encodes 785 amino acids. The record is from RefSeq and is a predicted model, not a curated record. Gene Ontology annotation, molecular function: 5'-flap endonuclease activity; 5'-3' DNA exonuclease activity; metal ion binding. The transcript has 15 exons.
CUCUCUCUCUCUCUCUCUUUGAAUCGGAUUAGUGUUGGGGAAGGGCAGCAACAGCCAUUGCAGCUGAAACACAUUUUCAAGAAUUUGAGCUGAGACCCAAUAAAUCCCGUCGCCGGCGGGAGGAGUACGAUGGGCAUUCAGGGACUGCUGCCGUUGUUGAAAUCGAUAAUGGUGUCCAUUCACAUCAAGGACUUGGACGGCUGUUGCGUCGCCGUGGACACCUAUUCUUGGCUCCACAAGGGCGCUCUCUCUUGUAGCAAAGAGCUCUGCAAAGGCCUCCCCACUUCCAAGCACAUUAGCUAUUGCAUGCAUAGAGUAAACUUGUUGCGGCAUUAUGGUGUUAAGCCUAUUAUGGUGUUUGAUGGAGGUUUCUUGCCAAUGAAGGGUGAGCAAGAGAAUAAGCGUGCAAGAAUAAGGAAGGAAAGUCUCUCUCGGGCCAUUGAGCAUGAAUCUAAUGGAAAUCAGUCUGCUGCUUAUGAGUGCUACCAAAAGGCAGUUGACAUAUCACCUUCAGUGGCUUAUGACCUGAUACAGGUCUUAAAACGGGAAAAUGUACAAUAUGUUGUGGCGCCAUAUGAGGCAGAUGCUGAAAUGACCUUUCUGGCAGUCAGCAAACAGGUUGAUGCAAUUAUAACAGAGGACUCAGAUUUGAUAGCCUUCGGGUGUCCUAGAAUCAUUUACAAAAUGGAUAAGUAUGGGCAAGGAGUCGAAUUUCAAUUUUCCAUGCUGCAACAGAACAAGGAUCUAAAUUUUACUGGUUUCACAAAGCAGAUGGUUCUUGAGAUGUGCAUAUUGAGUGGUUGUGACUAUUUGCAGUCUUUGCCUGGGAUGGGCCUCAAAAAAGCUCAUGCACUGAUGAAAAAAUUCAGAAGUUAUGACAAGGUAAUUAAGCACUUGAAGUACAAUACUGUUGCAGUUCCUCCACUUUAUGAGGAAUCUUUCAAGAAAGCGAUUAUGACCUUCCAGCAUCAAUUGGUUUAUGAUCCUGUUACUGAAGAUCUAGUUCACUUGUCUGAGUUACCAGCUGGUGCUGAUGAAGAUAUUGAAUUCCUUGGUCCAAUGCUACCUCCAGAAGUUGCUAAAGGCAUAGCAAGGGGUGACCUUGAUCCUUUAACCAAAAUGCCAUUUCAGGGAUCAAUUAGACUCAAAGAAUGCCCUGGCACUGAGUUGGAUUAUAGCCAAACUAAUCAGCUGAAGAACUUCAAGCUUGAAGGCCAAAGCAAAAAGCUUGAUUUGCCUGCACAAAAGAAUCUCCUAACCAACUAUUUUUGUAUUGCUUCCCUUGAAGCGAAAAAAAGUUUCAGGCCCCCUCGAAUCACCCCUAUUGAUCCAAAUCCAGAGGACGGAUCACCUAGUUCAUUGCUAGACUGUAAUGCAGGAGCUAAUUCAUGUGAAUUAGGGAGCUCACCAGUGUCACCGCCCGUGCCUCAGAAUUCGUCUGUUCUUCUGGAGGAAAACCGUGUAAAUAAAUUGAUGGAUGAUUCUACCACUGCAAAAAGUUCUUGCUUUUUGGAAACUAGUAUUGGAAUUCACGAGAAAGAAGACUUCACAAAUGGCCAAGGAACGCAAUCUGCUCCAUUUCAACAUUCAAUCUACAAGCCUUGUGUUGUGUUGCAUAAGGAGCGGGCUUCGGGUUUAGCCAAAAGCAAGAUUAUUACGGAGAAUGGAAAAGUAGUUGUAAGAAGUUCCUAUUUUUUGCCAAAGAAUGGGAAGGAAAAUAAUCAAGAAAGUGAGGUGGACUUGGAUGAAUCUGUUUCUGGUAAAUACCCUCGCAUUGUUUGUGAUGAAGAAUCCCUUUCUGCUUCAGAGGCAAGCAAAGGAAAAAUGCAAACAAUUUUCCGAAAACCUACUGUGAGGAGUUCCAAUUUUCAGCACAAUUCUGCAGAGGAAAAUGAUGAUAGCAAAACGAAAACAGAAAACAGAAGAGUUGUUGUAAGAAGCUCAUAUUUUCAGCAGCAGAGUUCAGUAAACAGAAAUGGCCAAGACGAAGAACAUGGAAAGCUCUUAGCAGAAGAAGCCACUGCUGAUGAGAUUUGUGACCCUGAGAAUUCUUUAAGCCAUGACUUCUACAAAGGAAAGUCGAGAAAGAGAAAGGUUACAUUCAAUAAUGAUAUCGAAACUGACACUGUAAGAGCUGGUAAUAUCUUGGCUGAUACUUCCCCAACAGAAGAUCAAAUAAAUCCCGCAACUGAUGAGUAUGGUUCAGCUACAGAACCGAAAUCUGAAGAUGGGAAGUUUGGUUCUAACAUUUCUCACAUAGGCCAGUAUUGCGAAAUAGCUGAAAAAUCAAUGGAAAGAUUUGUUUCAGUGAUCUCCUCAUUUAAAUUCACAUCAAAUGGUUCUCGUGCCAGUGGUCUUCGUCCCCCAUUGAAGGACAUCAGAAACGCAAGCCACAGCAGUUCAUCGAGGGAUAUGGAUCUCAACAAAUACGCGUAUCAACCAACCAAGCCAAGUCCAUAUUCAGUGCGUCGUAGAACCAAAAACUGAUACCAAUAUACAUACACAGAUACAUACAUUGAACAAGUAUGAGUUCAACCCUGCAGCUGUCACUGCUCAAAUAUUGUCUGUUUUAUAGGUGAGUGGAAUAAUAUGUUGUUUUUGUCUGUGCUGUAUUGUUUAACAGUUUAAGCAUCUUUUUUUCUUCAACUGUCUUUGUUUCUAUGAUUCCCAGGUUUCACUUUCUGCCUUGAAAUGGUCACAUGAUCACCCUUGAUUGUUGCCAAUGGCUCACAUCAGUCAUUGCAGGGCAUAUUCUUUUAAAUUUUUAUAUUUUGGAUAGGAUUUUUAGAAUUUAGAUGCAUUGAAACCUAAGUGCUUGUGGGUUUCACAUCAAUGGAAUUUAUUUUGUUUUCUGUGGGACUAUAUUUCAUGUGGAUAUAUCCUUUACAUGAUUGUGACAUCAAUAGUAAGGGCACGUAGUUUUGGUCAAUCCAAGUUAA